Molecule: messenger RNA, 4076 nt
Organism: Amphiprion ocellaris (clown anemonefish)
Lineage: Eukaryota; Metazoa; Chordata; Actinopteri; Pomacentridae
Gene: ppp6r3
Product: protein phosphatase 6, regulatory subunit 3
Exons: 26
Coding region: 332-3121 (929 amino acids)
Cellular component (GO): nucleus; cytosol
Molecular function (GO): protein phosphatase binding; protein phosphatase regulator activity
Source: RefSeq, a predicted model, not a curated record
AAGGGGUCGAUGAAGUUGACGGAACCGCCAUCUUGAAAAGUGCACUCCGAUGAUCUACCUUUUCGCGCCUGUCAGGAUCAGUUUUAAACGCUUCAUUUUCUUUACCGGGAUUUCGUGUUAUCUCUGUGUUCCUAUUGUUAAGGCCCGGAGCUGAUGGCGAGAUAAGCUACAUGCUGGUGACUCGCCGUUUGCCGUUGUCUACCGUCUGUCCAUCACCGCUGUCUGCCCGUCCAUCUGGCUAGCCUGGAAUGGGCCACAACUCCCAAAGACUAGAGCACACCUCUUUGUAACCUGAGCUCCGUCUGGACUCCAACAUACUCACUGAACCACAAUGUUUUGGAAAUUUGACCUCCACACCACAUCCCACAUUGACACACUGCUAGAGAAGGAGGAUGUGACGCUUACAGAGGUAAUGGACGAGGACGAUGUCCUGCAGGAGUGCAAGGCCCAGAACCACAAACUGGUUGACUUCCUGCUCAGACCACAGUGCAUGGAAGACCUGGUCACCUUCAUCACACAGGAACCCAGUACUGAUGUUGAGGAGAAGGUUAAAUACAAGUAUCCCAACAUAUCAUGUGAGCUGCUUACUUCAGAUGUGAGCCAGAUCAAUGAUAGACUGGGAGAAGAUGAAAAACUGCUGAUGAAACUAUAUGGCUUCCUCCAGAAUGAGCCACCACUGAACCCGCUCCUAGCCAGCUUCUUCUCCAAGGUUCUGUCUAUUCUUAUCGGACGCAAGCCUGAACAGAUAGUGGAUUUUCUACGGAAGCAGGAGGACUUUGUAGAUUUGAUGAUCAAACACAUCGGGACAUCUGCCAUCAUGGACCUGCUGCUCAGAAUGCUCACCUGUAUCGAACCACAGCAACUACGACAAGACGUUCUUAAUUGGCUGAACGAGGAGAAGGUGAUUCAAAGACUAGUGGACAUGGUACAGUCCUCUCAAGAUGAAGAUCGACACUCCAACGCCUCCCAGUCGUUGUGUGAGAUCAUCAGACUGAGCAGAGAUCAGAUGUUCCAGGUCCAGGGUUGCUCAGAGCCUGACCCACUUCUGGCCACACUUGAAAAGCAGGAAACAGUGGAGCAGCUGCUUUCUAAUAUCUUUGACAAGGAGAAGAAUGAAUCUGCAAUUGUCAGUGUUAUCCAGAUUCUACUAACCUUGUUUGAGACAAGGAGACCAGCGUUUGAAGGCCAUAUGGAGUGCGCCCCUGGGAUGUCCCACCCUUCAUUCUCAGUCAACCACAGCAUCCUGGAGGCUGUAAGACCCCGACUCAAAGAUUUUCACCAGCUGCUACUGGAACCCCCAAAGAAAAAUGUGAUGAAGACAACAUGGGGUGUACUGGAUCCACCAGUGGGUAAUACCAGGCUCAAUGUGGUCAGACUUGUGGCCAGUCUAUUGCAGAGCAACACACAAAGCAUCAACACAGAACUCAUUAACCUCAAUACGUUGGGAGUCAUACUAGAUAUGUAUUUCAAAUACAUCUGGAACAACUUCCUCCACAUUCAGGUGGAAAUCUGCACAGCCAUGAUUCUGGCAAUGCCCCCUGCCCCCACAGACAUCCAGCCUGACACAGAGCAGGAACAUGCAAGGGAGAGCAUCCUCAUCAAACAUCUUUUUCAGAAGUGCCAGUUUAUACAGAGAAUCAUAGAUGCCUGGAGCUCCAAUGAGAAAGAACAGGCAGAAGGUGGUCGGCGACGAGGGUACAUGGGUCACCUCACUAGAAUAGCCAACUCUAUAGUUCAUAACUGUGACAAAGGCCCUAAUGGACCGCAGAUACAACAGCUCAUCUCUAAUCUCUCUGCCGAGGACAGAGAAAAAUGGGAAGCAUUUAUUUCUGGGCAGCUGGCUGACACAAACAAAAGAAACACUGUUGACCUGGUGAACACACACCACAUCCAUUCUUCCAGUGAUGAUGAGGUGGACUUUAAAGACAGUGGCUUUCACCAAGAUUCCUCUCUUCAACAAGCCUUUUCUGAUUAUCAGAUGCAACAAAUGACGUCCAAUUUUAUUGAGCAGUUCGGCUUCAAUGACGAAGAGUUUGCUGAUCAGGACGAUGUUGUGGAUAUUCCCUUUGAUAGAAUAUCAGACAUCAAUUUUUCACUGAAUACAAAUGAAAGUGCAAAUAUAGCUUUGUUUGAAGCACGCUGCAAUGAGAAAAUCCAACAGUUUGAAGAUGCUGGUUCAGAUGAAGAAGAUAUCUGGGAUCAAAAAGAUGUCACCUUCGCGCCAGAGGCCCAGAGACGUCCCAGAAGUUCAGGCAGCACAGAUAGUGAAGAGAGCACAGACUCAGAGGAGGAGGACGUGAAGAGAGAUCCAUUUGAAGCCUCUAACCCAAGCACCGAUGACAGAAUGGAAGUUGAUACAGGGCCAGUGUGGACAGCCAACUUUGAUGACAUCCCCAUGGACACAGGUACAUCCACAGCUCCAGCCUCCAGCACCAACAACCCCACUGCUUCCUCUCCUAUGUCCUCUUCCACCUCUUCAUCAGAAGUCCUACCUGAAGCAGCAUGGAGCGCCUCUCCUGCUACCUCCAACUCUGAAACAGGCUGGGCUGAUUUCUCCAACUUCACUCCUGUCAGCCCCAAAGACCCUCUGAGAUGCAACUCCCCUGUUGCUAUGGAAACCAGCAUAGAGACAUUGGACCCCCUUGGUGUCAAUACACCCAUGCAACCUGAAGACUGUGAUGGCUGGUUGAGUCCCAGUGAGGCUUCUUCCUCCUCCACCUCACCUAAGGAUUGUGGGACACCUAAAGCAGAGGAGGAAACGACCUGUUCUGAGCAGCGCAGUAUCACAGAAACAGUCAUCAACGGCUCAAUGAAAGAAACCGUCAGUCUCACUGUUGAUGCCAAGACUGAGACCGCCGUUUUCAAGAGAGUGUUGAAAUCUUAUCGUGAUGAAGAGAAGAUUGCCUCCUCAGAGAAAUGCUCAGUAGUGGAGUGUGUGGAUUCAGAGAGAACAGGCGUCAACAGCUCAGCUGCAGCCUGCUGUCCCAAAACAGGCAGUGAGAAGUGUCGGUCCACUGUGGAGCUUCCCAAUGGUCCUCUAGAGGAAAUGUCUGCCGUAGAGGAGGCAAAGCCAGACAGGAGUUCUGUAUCCUUAGAGCCAGCUGUAAAUGGGCCAGCGUGAGGAUCACCUAAUGCCUGCCAAUGGCCAGCCUGUUCUGCCAUACAGGGCCCUCCUCCUGGCCAGCCAGCAGAGGCCACUGCUCAGAGUUGUACCAAUUACACACCCGCCAGGACCAGCAAUACUCCUAUCAGCUCAUUACUGACAGACAGGUGUACAGACACACGAUGAACUGAAAGCAAAAUGAGAGACAUACUCAAAUGGAUACAAAAUUCAUUUUUUCUGCAUUUGUUUAUAUACUGUUGUUCUUAUGAGGUGAUGUGAGACUGAUAUCUUGACACUCAAAAUUAAAUAGUAAUGUUGCUAUAGUUAAAGAAAUGAUUGUAUGAAUAAAAUAUUUUAUAAAAAGAAAAAUGUAUACAGAAACUUAAGAUGAAUUACCACAGAAAUGAGAAUAGCUGAUUUGUGACCCAAACAACCAAGAAGCUGUUGUAACUGGGUUGACCUGUUAUCCUGUAUAACGGGCUAAUACGACAGUUAGAGAUAUAUUUACAAUUCUCACCCACUGUUGGUCUGUGUCCCUGAGCAAAGGCGCUCCUAUGAUUUGAAACACAUUUUAAUAACCACAAGUGGUUUCAUUUUGCUGCAGUUAUUUGUAAAUGUGUUUUUCUCUUGUAUUCUUCUGCAUUGAGUAAGAUUUGACAAGCUUUUUUCUUUUUUUUUAUUAUUUAUUAUGAAACUAAGAUGAUGGUUAUGUUUUGUUACUAAAGAGCCAUACCAACACAUUCUCUCCCCUUCUAGCAGGCUGCAUUCAUGCUAACUGGGUUUCUACCUCGCAGCUAGAAGGCCAAACAGGAGAGAUGGAGUUUGUUGUCACCACAGCCUAAACUGGGAGCAGUAAAUGCAUUCUGCAUCUGUUUGUGUUUUUAGCCCCAACUUAACUUCUUCAGAACCACAGUUCUCUUUUUUUGGUCCAAGCCUUCUCUUAAAAAAUAAAAAUCUGAAGCGCUUCUCAGAA